Molecule: messenger RNA, 1437 nt
Organism: Elephantulus edwardii (Cape elephant shrew)
Lineage: Eukaryota; Metazoa; Chordata; Mammalia; Macroscelidea; Macroscelididae
Product: zinc finger protein 420-like
Exons: 8
Coding region: 1-1437 (478 amino acids)
Biological process (GO): regulation of DNA-templated transcription
Source: RefSeq, a predicted model, not a curated record
AUGACUUCCCUGCCUGGAGGUGUGCAGGCCGGCUUUGCAGACACUGGUUGUGUGUUUCAGGCACCGUUGUUUCUGGAGAACGUGGUCAUCCUCUUCAGCCGGGAAGAGUGGGCUUUGCUGAAUGUCGCUCAGAAGAAACUCUACAAGGAUGUGAUGAGGAAAAUAAUGAAAACCUUGGAAUUCAUAGAACAUAGAUGCCUUGCCAGUUCAGAGAAGCCGUUUCCAUGUAACAAAAGGAAGAAACCAUUUUCACAACGUAGGGAGCUGACUGCACACAGAAGAAUUCACGCAGGAGAGAGACCUUAUGAAUGUAAGGAAUGUGGGAAAGCAUUUCCACACUCCAGUCACCUCAGGAUACAUAAACGAAUCCACACGGGAGAGAGACCAUAUGAAUGUCAGGACUGUGGAAAAGCAUUUUCACACUCAAGUCACUUCAAUAUCCAUCGACGAAUCCACACGGGAGAGAGACCUUACGAAUGUCAGGAGUGUGGGAAAACCUUUACAGGGUCAACUCAGCUGAGCAGACAUCGACGGAUUCACACGGGAGAGAGACCUUACGAAUGCCAGGAGUGUGGGAAAACCUUCAGUCAGUCCGGUCCCCUUAAGAGACAUAAACUCAUUCACACGGGAGAGAGACCUUACGAGUGUGAGGCCUGUGGAAAAACCUUCAGUCAGUCAGGUCCGCUGAAUAGACAUCGACGCAUUCACACAGGAGAAAGACCUUACGAAUGUCAGGACUGUGGGAAAACCUUCAGUGAGUCAGGUCCCCUGAAUCGACACAGACUUCUUCACACAGGAGUGAGACCGUAUGAAUGUGAGGAAUGUGCAAAAGCCUUUACAGACUUAACUCAGCUCAAUACACAUAGACAGAUUCACACAGGACAGAGACCUCAUGAAUGCAAGGAAUGUGGGAAAGCAUUUUUACGUGCAGCUCACCUGCUGGCCCACAGAACGGUGCACACGGGAGAGAGACCCUAUGAAUGUCAGGACUGUGGAAAAACGUUUACUCAGUCAGCUGUUCUCAUUGCUCAUAGGAGAAUUCACACCGGAGAGAGACCUUAUCAGUGUCACUGUGGAAAAACCUUUAAACAGUCAGGGCACCUCAGAAAACACAGGAGAAUUCACACAGGAGAGAGACCUUAUGAAUGUCAGCAAUGUGGGAAAGCGUUUUCACCAUCAGGCCAGUUGCAUGCGCAUAAAAAUGCACACCAGAGAGCCGAGCAGGUGACCACUACGGCCCCUCCCGAGUCUAAGGAGGCCGCUCCUGCCGCCCGGUCGUGUCCAUUGUGUCCAGAGCUCCAGGCCUUCCUCCGCGAGCCGCCGCUUCCCGCGCCAGUGGCCUGGGCGGCCCUGCGCACGUGCAGGGGCCCGGAGUACCCGGCCCGUUCCGUAUCCAUUCUCUCCUACGAGGUGGAUGCCUGCGGUCACUCGCCUUAG